Molecule: messenger RNA, 8054 nt
Organism: Gadus chalcogrammus (walleye pollock)
Lineage: Eukaryota; Metazoa; Chordata; Actinopteri; Gadiformes; Gadidae
Product: raftlin-like
Exons: 11
Coding region: 1265-3391 (708 amino acids)
Source: RefSeq, a predicted model, not a curated record
UGGGAGGGGUGCUGCUGGAUGUGGAAACAUCAUCAAUGUCCGGCCAGCGGUUUAGUUUUGUGUUGUAACUACUCCUUUUGAAUGUUCCCCACUGUUUCUCCUGGCGAAGGAACGGACGGAAGCCAUGGACAAGAACUGAGCUUGAGACAUAGCAGCCCGGUGUCACGGCCGUCUCCAGGCAAGACCGGGAACUUCUGCCCCAGUGCAUGGAGCUCUUCCUGCCAUAAUCAGGCCUCCUCAGAUGGAUUCUUCAGUCAGUCGACUGGAACCGGUACGGCUGCCAGAGAGUGAGAGAGAGAGAGAGAGAGAGAGAGAGAGAGAGAGAGAGAGAGAGAGAGAGAGAGAGAGAGAGAGAGAGAGAGGAAGGGGCGAGAAAGAGUGAGCAAGAGAGAGAGAGAGAGAGAGAGAGAGAGAGAAAGCGAGCGAGAGCGGUACAGCGCGGCUGUGCUGAACACAGACUGGGUCAGAGCGCUCAGUUGCUUCAGACAAUCACAAGGGAGCGCGCAAACGAGAGAGAGAGAGAGCAGAACAGAGAGAUUGCGAGGGGGGGAAAAAAGACAGAAGCCAAGUGAACGACCCAGAGGAGGAGGUGGAGGUAGCGAGAGAGAGAGGAGGUGGAGUGAUAAAGAGAGAGAGGGAAAGGAGAGAAAGAGAGAGAGAGAGGGAGAAGGAAGCAGAAAUCGGACAGGAUGUGGGGUGCCCGUGCACGUGAACAUCAGUGCAGACAUACUUUGAGCAUGACCUAAACGCAGCAGCACACGUACCACUCACUGCUGCCGCUGCUGCUGCUGACGGAGACAUUACCACCACCACCAUCUCUGGACCAACAGCUGGAACCACUGGAACCUCCCCCCCCCCUCACCAGCCUCAGAGAAACUCAGCCUGCAGCCAGCCCCUCGCUCCCUGACGGAGGACACCUAUUUCCCAACCCGCUACCAGCCAGGAGACACCCUGAGCACCAGGAGACCCACGGGGAGACCCAUCGACCCACCACCUUACCCCCCCCCCCUAGGAGAGGGUGAGCAGCUGUGGAAGCGGAGCGGAGCCCACCACUCGGUCGCGGGUCAGGCAGUCUCGUAGAAUGUGUGUGUGUUCAGGACACACUGCCUCCGGCUGUAGUCGUACCACACACCGCUGAACUUCUCCACCGCUGCGGGAUACGCUCUGCCAAGAGGGCUUGUGUGCACACACACCCACACAAUCUCACACACACACACACAUACAUACACAUACAGGCACGUGCAUAGACACCAACUGCGGAGCCAUGGGCUGUGGCCUGCGUAAGCUGAAGCCGGUGUCGGAGGAGAGCAGUCCGGGGAAGAUCUACUCCACCCUGAAGAGACCCCAGGUGGAGACCAAGGUGGGCGUGGCCUACACCUACCGUUACCUGGACUUCCUGAUCGGCAAGGAUGACGGGACGUCCACCCUGCGGCUGUCCUCAGUGCGGGAGCUCCCCAGCCAGCUCCAUGACCUGUACCAGCAGGGCUUCGUCCUGGCCGCCGUGCACCCCUUCAUCCACCCCUGUGGCCCCGAGUCCAACAGCCCCCAGCACCAGCUGUACCGCGCCAUCCUGGUCCGCCUCAACGACGGGGUGGAGAGGAACCAGCAGGCCUGCCCUCCACACCGCCUCCACCUGGAGGAGUGUCUCCCUGCCGACCAGGUCCCCACCCCCGAGCUCAUCCAGGGCUACGUCAAGAAGCAGGUCCAGGAUGCUGCCGACCAGGGCGUGAGGUUCGUGGGCUUCGUCCAGGAGCCGUACGGGGCCCCGUGCACCCGGAUCAGAGAACCGGAGACGCCCUCGCUCUCCCUCCACUCCAGCCCUAGCUCGGUGCUGGGCUCCCUGGGCAGCUGCAGCCCGCCGGAGCCCUCCAGCCCCGGGAACCAUGGCGGAGGACCGGGGGUCAUCCUGGAGGAGGUGUCCGAUGCCAGGCGCCCGGAGAGCCCGAUCGGGGAGGGGAAGGGGGUGCAGAGCGACGGAGAGGGAGAGGGAGAGGGAGAGGAGCUGACUGAGAACACUGGAACGGACGCGGGGAGCAGCGUCGAGGGAGGACCCAUGGACACCUCCUGCUCCUCCCCCGAUCAGGAGCGCACCGAGGAGAAAGAGGAGGGCAAGGAGUCACUGGUGCAGAACAACAACAGGACCAACGCCGGGGACGGCAAGGGGCGGCCGCGCUACACGCGCCACCGCAGAGGAGACGGGGUGGAGCUCCUGGCCCUGUUCAACCACCCGCCGGCGCGCGAGGGCCAGGCCAAGUACUACACAGUGAAAGUCCCGCUGAAGGUGCAGAACCGGGACGAGGGCGUGAAGGGGGUAGAGGCCAACUGGCUGGACUACAUGACCCAGCACUUCAACAACGGCGCCUCGCUGGUCGACGGCUACUUCCACCUGGGCGGCGACAACGACCUGCUGCCCAUGUCGGUGGAGAGUGUGUUCAUCUUCCAGGAGGCCAGUGAGACGGAGCCCAGCACGCCCGCCCCCGCCUACGACGCCAUCGUGGUCGAACAGUGGACCGUCAUCGACGGUUUGCAGGUGAAGGCAGACUACGUUCCUCUGCUCCAGUCGCUGGCUACGUACGGCUGGAGACUGACCUGUGUGUUGCCCACGCCCGUCAUCAAGACCAAGAGCGAUGGAAGUCUGUCCACCAAACAGAUUGUUUUCCUGCAGAGGCCCGUCCUGAGCAGAAAGAAGAGGGAGCCCAAGAAGCUGAUCUUCAAGUCCCGAAGCAAGACGAACAAGAAGUGCAUGAAGGAGGCCGCCUCGGCAAAGUACAAGAAGAAGAAUAAACCUGGAGCGUCGACCGGAGUGAAGGACCUGGAAGAUCCCAAGAUACACGCAGAGGAUGGGGAGAAGGAGGCGAUGCGGGCAGCAGCUAACCAAGAUGGCGGCGGGAGCCCCAGCCAGAAGCCGGAGCAGGAGAGAGAGACCAGGAAGGAGCGGGAGAAAGAGGAAGAAGAUGGGAAGAUGGACAGCGAAAUCAAGGUGUCUGUAGAGGAGACAUGCAAGCGGGAGGCAGGAGAGGUCCAGCCGGAGCACAAGGGAGGAAGAGAAAACGGCAAAGAAGAGGAAGAAGAAGAAAAGGAGACGAUUGAGGAAGAGGAGAAGAACAAGGAAAGCCCACAGGAAAGGGAGGCAGCGCAAAGAACAGAUGAGCCGUUACAAAAUGGAGAGGUCGCCUCAGACAUAGUACCGGAUACGGAAAGAUCUGAGGAAAUCCAGGGGAGCGCGGUGGAGGUGGUGGUGGUCGUCAAUGGGCUGCGAGAAGACGAGGAGAUGGAAGACGAUGAAGAAGGGCUCCUCACUAAACUCCCGGAGACGACAGAGGAAGCAAUCACCAGAGAACCUUUGGCAGAGGCCGAUCCGACCAAUCAGAGCCCGGAUGGAGCUCAGUAAACCUUCCCUGGCAGCCAAUGAAAGUUAUUCCCCCCCCUCCUACCUCUUAAACAGCCUAUAUCUGGAGAAUAGGUUGAAGCCCUGUAACGUAAUCUCAUCCCCAACCCCACCCUGCCCGAUCCUCAAAGUCAUUCUCCGAACACCGCCGCUGUGUCCUUUGACUUGCUUAACACACAAGUAUCCCUGCUAUCGGCCACGCUUAGCCCACCCCUGGAACCGAUUUCCUGCAGCCUCAGAGCCCCGCAAUCUGUACGAUGACCCUCAAGCCCACAGCAUUACACAUACUGAAUGUACCCGGGGGAAUACCUAGUUAGGAUCACCAUUAGGAUCCCACCACCUUGGAGAAAAGAGAAGCCGAUUGUACAUGACGGUUCACAAUGAAGGUUGAGCGUGUAACAAGGCACUAGUCCUCAGAAUACCGUGAUAAAGACCUUGUCAACCUGGUCCCGUUAUACACGGCAGAGAUCUGCCUUCAGGGCGAUCUGCCAGAAAGCCCUGAACCAACAGAAUUCUUUAGGAAGUCAGGUGACGUAGUAGGAAGAUUGACCAAGUGCAUGAAGGAGAGAGGGGGUCUUGAUGGAUGAAUGGGUCAAACAGGGGUUAGGAACCCCUGAAGGCAGACUUCUCCCAAGUGCCGGGUGCACCACAGUGGGGUCACAGGAGAGGUUUGGUUGGAGGAGCAAAAUAACUCUUGAGAGGACGAUGGUGCUAGCUGUUCCGUUGCGACAAUCCAAAGUGAAGCGAAGUUACGUUUACGAUAAGCUCGAAGCUAAGUGCUGCAGAGUGGGAACGCCCGAUAAUCAGAUUGUUAUGUUUUGGUGGCUCACCUUGCAUUAAGAAUGUUCCGGUCAAACCGAGGUAGAUCAAGAUGUGGCGAAAAAACACAUCGGAAUGAGUGUGGCGUGUGGAAAGGAAAUGUUUUUUUUAACCCUUAUUUCAUGACUUUUACGAUCAAUUUACAAGAUAGAGAGAAUGAGAGCAAGAGAGAGCAAGAGAGAAAGAAUCGAGUUUGUGAGCAAGAGCCGGGCAUUAGGCGGUUCUAUAAAAGAAAAUGAAUAGGCCAAUUUAAAAAUAACAGCAGUUUAUAUACCGCAUUCCAUCUCAACGUUUAUUUGAUUAUUUUCUCCACAGCUUGUUAAGCACCUCUUAAUAGGCAUAAUUUCUGACAAUAACAGAGUCAUAAUGUGAUGUUUCGCUGUAUCGUGUUGCUUUCCAUUUUAAAAAGGAUGUGUCGACAUUGAUGCUAUGAAGCGCUCAUAAGCCUGCUAAUGGCUUUUGUCGGCGGGGUAUCUGUCAGAAAUCAUACAUUUAUAAUAGGGGUCACGUAUGGGAGGGGAUCCAAAGAGGAUAUUUACAGCAAAUCACAGCUGAACUAAAUGGCUGGAGAAUAACAAAUAUUUCUGUUCUAAAUGAGAAUAGAUAUAUUUCAACGACAGCGCUACGGAAAAUGCACAUUCAUUCAUUACAUACGUUAUUUUAUUUGUAUUUUUAUAUGCUGUAUGAUUAUUAUAUUUUUGCCCAAUUAACAGGGCUGCACUUGAAAAUAUGCAUUUUAUUUUGGAUUUGAAGGUUUUACUUUUUAUUGUUGCUUUUCUAGUUUCAUUAUGGAAUGGACAUUUGUUUGAACAUUGUAACAAAAUCUGCCCGAUUCCUGUAGCUACUAUUAACUGCCACCAGCCACCACGGUUGAAUAUGUAGACAUCAUUUUCUUCAAAGGCACGACAUAAAGUUAAACAUUAUUUGUUCUCGACAUAAGAGUAUUGUGUUGAUAUUUUGAAGGUAUGCUUAAUCGUUUCCUGAUAAAUGAAGGUUUGAGGGGAAAAAAAGGGUUGAACCGAAGGUCAUCCUUGUGUUUUUGUCCAUAUACAUUUACGAAGGUUUUGAUCCAUAUUUCAGAUGUGUACCAUUUAAAUGUUGUUGUUUUUUAUUGUGAAUGUUCUGCUUUUCAGUUGAAUCGGUCAAGCGACCACUGUGACAGAGUGUGACCGUCAGAAGGAAGGAGGUUCAGUGCUGCCUGCGCCGUUUCUGCUCUAAAAGUGUGGAUAUUACUGAUGGUCUGUACCUUUAGCUAUUCCUCCUCAAGGAUGGCUCCAUCCCGCGUGUGGGUGGGUGGGAGGUCAUCACUAAUGGCAAACAAGGUCAGGGGGUCACUGUUGAAAUCAGAGGGGACUUUUUCAACAGCUGUAGACCAGGGUCUUUUGUGCUGGCACAACGUAUAACCACUCUUGAUAUGCAGUGAAGAUAGUAGCUCAUUCCGUAAUAUAUAAUUCUGUGGUAUUUUAUCUUGCGUUUAUUUUUCCCUUCUGCGUUUGUGUUUGCUUUGGGAUAUUUCCGCAGUAAUAAGCACUUAUUUUGUCAAUGACACGUAUUUUUGCGUCUUGCGGCACAGCUGGGAAUCAGUGUGACUUGUCAGGUCCCAUCAGUUGGGCUAGUGUUUUUUUGGUUGGAGACUACAACAAAUAUGAAUUAUGGAAGGCAAUAUCAAAAGACCCAUUCCAACAGCUGCAGUAAUCAUUAUGGAUAACCCCCCUCCCCACUCACCCACCCCUCCCGCGGAAUCUCGGAUCAGGUUAUUUCUUCAGAUUUAAUCAUGUUUUUCAUUUUUCUCAGGAGUCAAGAUAACUGUCAUCUCUCUUCAUGAAUAUGAAUGCGUUGCUAUCAGUAUUCUGCCUUACGUACAAGCGAGUCGGAACAAAAGCCUGCUGCCGGUGUUUCACAUCUGUGGCGCAUAUUCUGACAUUCAUUCCCCUUUGACAUUUAGCUCUGGGGAGAAAACAAAAGUGUUUGGAAAGAUGGGCAAAUCAGGAGGUCGUGAUAUUCAACACAAACCCAUUUCCUCUUUUGUAGCAGAUUUUUUUUUCAGCCCCUUCCGUCAGAUGGGGACGGACGCGACGUUAACCCUACCUUAACGCAAAGAAUCGGGGUCAGAGCUCAGCUUUCCCUCCCCAUCCAGAGCAGUUUGCUACCUUAGGUCAAGAUGUACAGGGUUCCCGUCUCUCAAUGCUUAUUGGCUAGCACGACCUUCCAAUGAGAACAAUCCGUUUUGUCCUGUUUAAAAAGAUUGAAAUAAAAAAAUAAACAAUGGAAAAACACAUUUUGAGCAGAGCUACACCAAUGCUUCAGCAGCUACGUAUACAACCGCAACCAUGUAUUCUUUCAUGUAAAAAAACACAUAUUAUACAGUUAACCGUUGUGUGUAAACAUCGACUAUGAGCCUGACUAGAUGAGCUGGUGCAAUUGUUCUCAGUAAUGCUGUAACACAGGCGAUCGGUGGACGCCACACGUCUGUCUUUGUGUCUAGAAGUGACAGAAAACAUGAUAUCGUAGGACAUUUUGGGCUUUGUUUUCUUUUCCAAGCAGUGCGUCACUCGCAGUCCCGUUAAGAUCUGCCUCGAUCAUUUCCUUCAGCUCGGCUGCCGUCUUGAAUGUGGAGUAUCUUUGAUCACGGUCUGCGGUCACUUCCGCCAAGUUUGUCCGCCAUCGAGGAAGAAAAUAAAUAUUAUUUUAUCUUCCUCCGCCAUGACUGUGUCCACCUUCCCAUUGAUAUCAUGACAUCUGUACAAUUUGUAUAUUAUAAAUUGAUUUAUAUUUAAUGUCUACACAUGGCUCUCGUCUUUUCUUGUGUUAAGGGUACCACACACACACACCAACACAAAUGGCAAUCAUGUCUACCUUGUUAGUAUUUAUGUUUGAUAAAGAAAUCCUGCAUUAUUAGGGAUUUUUUCACUUAGGCUAUUAGGGGAUAUGUAGGUAAAAUCAUUAAAAAGCCAGCGGAGCGCUUGGUCUACAUCGAGCUCAUCAAAGACCCACUACGUGUCUGGGAUUAAUCAAACAGAAAGUGUUCAGGGAGAAUCUUUUCUUUUUCCCCGGCCCUUUGUUAAGGCGCCCUCCUCGUUGCCUUUGAAAUGGAAAAGUAAUUUCCAAGAGCAAAUGACGGCUUCACUUCAUAAAGCAAAGUAAAAGAGCCCUCUAAUUCGAUAGAGCAGGCCAGCGUGAGCAGUGAUGGCCCUUGGGGAGAAUCAAAUUAUUGUUUCCAUCAAGAGAAUAUUGGUUUCGAGAAUGAAAAAAAAAUUACAAAGAAAACGGAAAGGAAAAAAAAGCAUUUCGAAUUUCGGCUCCAUCUGGUUAUUGCCUCCUUCAUUACCAUGGAAACGGUAUACUGGAUCAUAUUCUUAGAUAUUUCAUAACUCCAUCAACACAAUGGGCCUACCAUCCGGUAGCUGAAAGCCCACGCUGCAUCUUUACGCCUAUGCAUCAAUGAUCCCGAUGGACCCAGCCCCUCAUGACUCCUGGAGUCAUGAACGCAUAACUUGAUUAUGUAAACAACUUCAUAGUCACAGUCAAGGUAACGCAUUGUAAUCUAGGAGUCAGUUAGUACCAAACCCGAAGGCAGUGUCUACGGUCAUUAACGUAACGGAAUCUGAGUCCAGCCAAAACAAAACCACCCAGGUAUUAACGGCGCUUGAAUUACAGCAGGCGGAUAACGACGAGCCGCUAAGCUCAUCAGAGCACCACAGAUCUGCUGUAGCUUGGAUAUUAAACUCACGGACCGGGGCGGUAGAGGAACUAAGGUUUCAUUUGGAGCUUUACAAUGAGGGCCCAUUGGGUAACGGUUCAACUUCUGCUGACAGCUGCACCAUUUCACAAUUAGUCCCCCUUUUGG